Messenger RNA from Ornithodoros turicata, 1036 nucleotides. RefSeq names its product histone RNA hairpin-binding protein-like (gene Slbp). The transcript has 6 exons. Gene Ontology annotation, cellular component: cytoplasm; histone pre-mRNA 3'end processing complex. NCBI's taxonomy places the organism in Eukaryota, Metazoa, Arthropoda, Arachnida, Ixodida, Argasidae. Bases 120 to 632 code for a protein of 170 amino acids. Gene Ontology annotation, biological process: mRNA 3'-end processing by stem-loop binding and cleavage; mRNA transport. Gene Ontology annotation, molecular function: histone pre-mRNA stem-loop binding; mRNA binding. The record is from RefSeq and is a predicted model, not a curated record.
GGGAGAAGUGUGAGCAGUGAGAGUUACCGCAUUGUGUUGAUCCGUGCGUGAUUUGCUGGUGGUGUAGUUUGCUUCACAGAAAUUUUAAUUGCAGUUUGGGACAUAUACCGUGGGCGACGAUGGACAAACCCAACGAUGUCAAGACAGCACUUGACGAAGAACUUCGUGACUACUGGGCACUGACGGAGAAAAUAGGUUAUUCUUGGUCGAGCAUGGUGGAAGAAACGGAGAAAAAUAAAAAUGGGAGCGAUGUUCCGAAACGCAAGUCUCCGUUCCCAGACACCAGGCCUCACUUGUACGAGCGGGACCCAUCGGUUCUUGAAAGGCGGCAGAAGCAAAUCGAAUAUGGGAAAAGCACUAUGGGGUACAAGCGGUACUUGGACCAGGUGGCUAGGGAGGAUCGUACGAAGCAACACCCGCAAACUCCGAAUCGCUAUCUCAAAUACAGCCGGCGGUCGUGGGAUGCCCAGAUUAAAAUUUGGCGGCGCCAACUGCACUUUUGGGAUCCUCCUGCAGAUGGAACUGACCAAGGUGCGAAGCAAAACUUCUCUGACGACAGUUUCGAUCUGGACGUGGACUUCGACAUGGAGCCGCAGUGUGAGGUGAACUUCGAAGAAGCUUCGUCGACCUAAGUUUCUGACCAAGUAUCCACAAGUUGAUCAUAAUGAGCCAAACUCUCAUGCUUCUGUUAUUAUUUUAUCAUUUUAACCACCUCGCGUGUUUGUCAUACUCCCAGUGACUUGUUUGUGAGUCCCUGUGAGCCAGUCCGUGGAUAUGUUUUGCAAUGAUGAAGGCGAGAACAGGCACGUUCAGACUAUGGACCAGGUGCCCAAGAUUUUCACUUUUGUUUGUGGUUUUACGCUAUCAACUACCACGCUGUAUAUAUGCUGUACAUCUUCAUAAAAUGUAUCGAACAUUUACCUCAGUAAGGUUCUAGCCUCUUGUGUAGCAUAAUGUUGUGUAUAUGCAGAAGUCCAGUAUGUACUACUCUAUUUUUAUGACGACCAGUAUUUAUUGAAUAAAGCUAGAGGAUUUA